This is a messenger RNA of Fonsecaea nubica, 3015 nucleotides long. RefSeq lists its product as hypothetical. Lineage: Eukaryota; Fungi; Ascomycota; Eurotiomycetes; Chaetothyriales; Herpotrichiellaceae. The record is from RefSeq and is a predicted model, not a curated record. Bases 1 to 3015 code for a protein of 1004 amino acids. Gene Ontology annotation, cellular component: shelterin complex. Gene Ontology annotation, biological process: telomere maintenance via telomere lengthening; regulation of DNA-templated transcription. The transcript has a single exon. Gene Ontology annotation, molecular function: zinc ion binding; telomeric repeat DNA binding.
AUGUCAGGCCACAUUGUAUAUCAUGGUGUGCCACACACGCACAAUGAUGACAGCGACCGGGAAUCUUACCCGACGCUGUUCGCGGGGCAAAAACUAUGGUUCUCCCAUGCUAUCCCCCAACGGCAGCAGAUGAUCCAGAAAGCUCAACUCAACGGCGCCGUGGUUGUGAGUAGAGAUACUGAGGCCGAUGUCAGACUUGUCGACCACCUCAGGAAGAACAAUGCGCCAGGAACAUACUCGUACAGAUACGUUGAACUCUCCCUCCGCAAUGGCCAACUCGAGAAUCUGGCCGACCAUGCCGUCGGAGCGCCCUCACGAGUCUCGCGGCCUGUCGGCAGUACUAUCACAGCCCCUAAGUCUGGAAGGACACCCUUCACUGCGGAGGAUGACCAAUUCCUCUGGGACUGGAUGAAACCCUUCAUUGACCGUGGAGGGGCUUGGAAGGGAAAUGAGAUCUACAAGCAGAUGGAAGAGGCGAAUCCGAGACAUACCUACCAGAGUUGGCGUGACAGAUGGAUUAAACACACUCAAUUUCACAAGCGACAAGUCCGUGAGACUGUUGCCCCUGAGCAGCCUCGUAUGGACGAGCCAGAAACCCGUCUAUCGCAUAGUGUACCCAAAAGAAGGCAUCGGCCAGAAUUACCUGAUGAUAGAGGCCGCGCACGAGCCAAACCUGGGGUCGAUCCAAGUCAGUCUGUAACAGCCGUGAGUGGCAGAGUCGCAAACAGGCUGCCAAACAUUGCUGCUCCACAUGGGGAAGGAAGCCUCACUGUCCCGACCACUCCUAGAAGUCCCGAAGUUGUUGCCGAUACGCAUCACGAUGACAGCCAGACACAAUCUCCAACAAAUCCCCAGUCUACGACCCGGGCCUCAUUUACUAUAGAAGAAUAUUACGAGCUUUACGAGUUGGCAGCGACAUUUGAGGGUGGACAGUUCAUUGAUUUCGACACGCCAUGGGAGGAGUUGGCCCGGCAGCGUGGUACACAUACACCUGCCGAAUGGAAGCAUUUCUUUAUUUCAAGGAUUAUUCCUGACUAUUGCAAAGCUAAGAAUUUGACUGUGUCAGAGGCUGCUCCUUAUUUGGCGGGCGAACCUGACGAACAUACUACGAACACAGACGAACUGCUCGACUCCAGGGAAAAGGUUGAGGCGACAUCUGUCACAUCUGAAACCCAAGACGAUGCCGAAUGUGCAAAUUGCUUUACCACCGAAACUGUCAGAUGGCGACAUGAUAAAGAGGGCAAGCUCAUUUGCGAUGAAUGUGCCAAGUUUGUGAGACGACAUGGCUAUCACAGGCCGUCGACAGCUUUGUCGGUCGACGAUGCUGCGAUGAACAAGGACGAAGACAAACAACCCGAAAUACAUGCAAGAAAGCGUCGCAUCACAGACGGUCGGACCAAUUCCGCCGCCAGCACCAAUCUUCCCCAAAAUACCAAUCGUGUAGGCAGCACUAGCUCUCCAGCGCCUGUUCGCGGAGACUACCCUCAACAGGUACCGUCUGACACACCACCCUCAUUUCAGCUUGAGACUUCACUCGCAAGUCGUCCGCCUGGACCUAACGAGUCAAGGAAGAGGCGUGCUGGAAAGGGUUCACAGUCGCAGUCUACGCAGGAAUCCAGUCAAUCCGGCACUCAAAGCCAGACCGUGGACGACAGUCUUCGACAGGAAAGCCACAAUCAAACGCUACCGUCGAAAGGUCUGACAGCAGAUAUGCGAGAAUUCCAGUCUAGGGAAAGUGACACCCAUGCACAACCUUCAACCGUUAGUGAAAACGACACAUCGCGAGAAGCUGCAACCGCGUUCCUGGUCUCUGUGGGAGGGAAACGUAAGCCUCCGCAAGAUGAGCUGGGGGACAUAAGUUGUUGGCAACACUCUUCAAUCAGCAUACAGAACACAAUCCGUAGUUCAUCACGCAGCCUAGUAGUGACGGAUUCACAGUGGGAUGAUGCGCUCCUUCACCCUAUGACUUCGUCUAACCCGCCCAAGCGUGCACGAACCUUUCGUGGCUACUCCCCAGUCUCUGCCACGCAGUCUGACAAUGAUGAUGACGAGAUGCGCAAACACUCUAGGAGAUCAAAGUCGGGUCUAGCUGCAGAUUUCAGUGGCUCUGCUACCCCCUUGCGAGACCAGGCAUCCGAACAAUUCGAGACUGCCCAGGAGUCCAUCUGGGAAUACGAGACAGGACCAGAAGAACCGCUUCAGUCAAACGGUCAGAGAAAGACACCACUGGCACUGUCUAAUCGGCCUGAAGACAUCAAAGCCGAGCUUGCCAUAGCUAUUGAACAUCCAGAGUCUUCAGACAGGAUCGACGCAGUUAGCGACGGUAUAUCUGAUGUGGCUCAUGAAGAAAAUAUCAGGGUGAAUGCCACGAGGCUCACAGAAAUAGAUGAAUCCGACCACAGCCAGGAUUUUCUGAAAGUCCGGCGCAGGCUGAGUGACCACAGCUUCCUUGAACCUCCUCCGAUUCUCUCAUAUCCUGCUCUUGGGAAUCCGCAGGCGUCAUCUGGCGCUGCAGAUAUGCCAAGUUCCUCGGAAGAUGCCAGUGGCAAGAGGGGAGAAGUCGAGGAAGAGCAGAUAGAACAAGAAACCAGAGAGGAUUCGUCUCCUGAGCCUGACGGUCACGAAACAGAUGAAUGGAUGGCUCUUCAGCAAACCCUGCAUUCAAACGUCCCGGACUUGGAACCCGUGCUGUUCAAAGCCCUCGAGUCCACCAGCUUCGAUUUUGGACUCGCAAGUGAAGUCGUGGAGAUAAUGCUAACAAAUCGACGUCGUGUCCUAGAGGAGCAGCGAGGGCGGGGCCUAAGGAGCGGCACCGGAAAGUUGACUGAGCUAGCAGAAGCCAACUUGGAUAUGGAGGGUCUCCUCCCACGAGCUAUGCGGGGCGUCUGGACCGAGACGGAUGACUCUCUCCUCCUUAGUCCAGACGCAAAUGAUAUGAAUACGGUGUUGAGGAAGCAUGGGCGAAACGUAUGUGAUUUGCGCUUCGAGUUUUUGAGGCACUUCGUGGAGGAGUGA